AAAUAUCAAGCCACCGUGUUAAUGCGAUAAGGAGAAUACGUCAAUCACGAUAAGAUAGUAUGUAAGUAUGUACAACCUAUUAUUAGUGAAGUACGAUAGAGGCAACAAACAAUACGAAGGUGUUGCCGACUUCAGUUCUUCUAAUAGAGCAGUAACGACUAAAAAAUCAAGAAUAUGGUUAGUUCAUAUCUAUUCGCUUCUAAUUUUAAGUUAACGUAAUAAUAUUAAGGCACCCGAAACUGCAAAUCAGAAACGCAAGCGAGGCCGUCCUACCAACGUGUCGCGCGACGACGGUGACGCGUCAGGAUCACAACUCGCCAUUUCGAGACAAGGCCAGUUAACUACAAAUUCCGGAAACACAAGAGAUUCGGAAAUGGAAGAAAUAUCCCGUCCCAGGAAGCGCGGACGUCCAGCCAACACCGAGAUUUCGUCUCAAGCACAACCCGAACCUAAACCUUCUCAAACACAGAAAGCCAAGAGGAAGCGUGGGCCAUCGCCGAUAUCACAACCCAAUAAUGAUGGGAAUGAUGGGGAUGAAGGAGAUGAAGACCAGGGGAAGUUACCUCCUGAUCGAAAAAAACGCGGUCGUCCUCGAGCUUCACCAACGAAUGACGAGACCGAGGCUCAAGAACAUAGUGUAGCAAAUACCAGGGAUGAAAAUGCACCUCGAAGCAAGCGCGGUCGCCCAGUGAAAGGGUUGGAGGCAACUAAGAGCAACGAAGUCGAAGAUGAUGAGGCCGAUGAUGAGAACGAAGGUAACUCGAGCCUUCUUAGGCGGAGUGGACGCAUUCGCAGAUCUCCAGAGUCAUCAAAUAAAGGGGCUCAAGGGGUAGUAAAGCCAACAAACGAGGAGAGGUUAGGCGACCAAAUAACUAAUAAACGCCAAAAGAAAGGACGUCCUCCUACAAAUGAACGAACUACGGCCGAAGCAGAACAAGACCCUACUCCCCUGCAUAAGAAGAAGCGAGGCCGACCUUCUCUCAGCAUUCAACCCCCAGCAGAGGCCAACCCUGAACCCCAAGGUCGGCUAAAGAAACGUGAUCGUCAACCACCACCACCUGACGAGAACGCUUCAUCAUCUACGAAAGGAAAAGGAAAGAAACCCCAAGGCCAGCCAACUCAAGGCCAAGACGUUUCUAUAGAAGAAGAGAACCGCCCCAGAAAACAGAAACCCCGCCAGUCUAAUAAGACAUCACCAAAAUCAGGGAGGCGCAGACCGUCUCCCGACGCACAAGACCGUUCAUCAUCACCUGAUUCGGCUACCUCUCCACCUCGUUACCGACACCUUACAACGCGCACACGCCGUGUUCCUCUCAACAUCAUCGAGUCUAAAUGGACAGCCCUCGAGCAACCAGCUCUUACCAGCGUGGCCUCUCUUCUCCAGUCAGCAUCGCGGCCCGUGCUUCUACGUCUCAGCAACCCUCAGCGGCACGGGCACGCCGCCGCGGCUCUCAAUGCCGUAAGCAAACGGCUUUGUUCCAAGAUCGCGCGAGGUCUUCCGUUCCCACCGGCCACCACGUCGACCCGGCGUGAGGAGGAAUUCGAGUUCGAGCGCACCGUCUCAGGUAUCCAGGCCCUUGAGUCACAGCUCGAUCCGCUACUUCACAGUGUUGAGCUGUUGCGCCGCGAGAAGGAACGCGCUGAGAAGGAGCUUGACCGCGAGUAUAAGGCGCUCGCCCGGCUCGGCUCCAAUGCUCACGCCGAGGCUAGGGAGAGAAGGGAUCAGAUGCGGAAGAUGCACGUACUAGUACCGGAAAAGCCACCGCCCGAGUCGAGGGUUGACCCCGUCGGAGAGGUUGUGCCUACAGAGAAUAUAAGUGGCAAAGUGUUCACUGAUCUGGACGACGAGCUAGCUGGCCUAGCCGGCCAGAUCGCGAACCAUAUGGAAAGCAUGCGAGGGAACUUACAGCAGAUCGACGGGGUUGUACCCGCCAUCACGAAGAGCCAAGGCCUACUGAGGGCUGCGCUACAGUCGCGAUUAGAUCGUGAGCAGUUGGAUAAUAUCAUACUUGGCUAGCUAUAGAAGUGUCUAGGUAGUAAUGACCCGGCUGACAAAGAACAACAAUCCAUACUUUAUACUGACGUGAAUAGGCCUAAUGUAUAAUUUAGGGAUUCGGAAUGUUUCCCAUUGUUAAAGACUACCUAGUAGGGCACAUUGCGUCAGGUUACAUUACUUGCCUCGACACAUCAACUGUUCUUUGUCGAGAGUCCAAAAGGGGCUAAGAAUCGCAUUCAUAUACAUCUUCUCUUUAACAGAGUUACAAUCCCUUGUGACAAGCUCAACAAGCUAGACCCUUAAUAUUAUGUUAAAAGGGCAUGUUGAACCUCUUUGAUAUGAUAAUAACUUGUUUUGAAACAAACAGCACCCAGGGCCAUUGACUAUCAGGACGAAGUCUCGUGAGGGAAACUAUAAGAGGUAAUUAGCAGUUAGAGAUG
Molecule: messenger RNA, 2436 nt
Organism: Daldinia loculata
Lineage: Eukaryota; Fungi; Ascomycota; Sordariomycetes; Xylariales; Hypoxylaceae
Product: CENP-Q, a CENPA-CAD centromere complex subunit-domain-containing protein
Exons: 1
Coding region: 374-2017 (547 amino acids)
Molecular function (GO): DNA binding
Source: RefSeq, a predicted model, not a curated record